CGCUCUAUUCGCUAUUCAAAAUGGCGACCGUGUGGCGUUCACAGUGCGCGUUUGCACGAUUUUUUGCUGGAAAAACCGGGUUGAUCCUGAACAACACUGCAGAUUUGGGUUCAAAAGUACGCCCGGAUUCAAUAUCGGUUUCAAAAAGACUAUACUCAAACUAUGGAAAUUCUCCUUUUGUAAGGAGAAUACAGGAACAGUAUGAGUUUGAAGUAGUAAAAAAUCCGCCAGAAUGGUCUUACGUUGAGAGACUUCUACCAUUUGAAGGCAUACCAAAAGUAACACCUAAGGAAUCUUAUCCUUCGGGUUGGAUUCCACGAAAAGAAGAAGCAAGCAAUUUGCCAUAUUUUCUUCAGAGAACAAAAAAUGAAGAAUUAUCCAUAUAUUUAGAUAUCUCUUGUAGAGGGAUGCGAAAAAUUUCCAAAGUGAAAAAAAUCGAAGGGGAUAUUUGGUUACUGAAUGAUGAGUUAAAAGAGUACUUGAAAAAGAGAUAUAAUCGUUACAUCGAAUCCAGAGUUCAUGAAUUAUCUAAAUUUAUUGAAUUUAAAGGGGAUUAUGUCAAUGCUUUGAAAGAAUGGGCGCAUAGUAAAGGAUUCUAGUGCUUUGAAUAAUAAAUAAAGUAAUUUUAGU
Pieris napi is the source of this 630-nucleotide messenger RNA. RefSeq names its product probable 39S ribosomal protein L49, mitochondrial (gene mRpL49). The record is from RefSeq and is a predicted model, not a curated record. Bases 21 to 599 code for a protein of 192 amino acids. Gene Ontology annotation, cellular component: ribosome; mitochondrial large ribosomal subunit. Lineage: Eukaryota; Metazoa; Arthropoda; Insecta; Lepidoptera; Pieridae. The transcript has 2 exons. Gene Ontology annotation, molecular function: structural constituent of ribosome. Gene Ontology annotation, biological process: translation.